Molecule: messenger RNA, 1849 nt
Organism: Budorcas taxicolor (takin)
Lineage: Eukaryota; Metazoa; Chordata; Mammalia; Artiodactyla; Bovidae
Gene: SERPINE1
Product: serpin family E member 1
Exons: 9
Coding region: 152-1360 (402 amino acids)
Biological process (GO): negative regulation of plasminogen activation; negative regulation of endopeptidase activity; negative regulation of vascular wound healing
Molecular function (GO): serine-type endopeptidase inhibitor activity
Source: RefSeq, a predicted model, not a curated record
GUGGAGCAGAGCUGCUUCUGGUUGAAAGGCCAAGAGCGCCGUCCAGAGAGAGCCACACCCCCUCUCCAGUGGAGGAAGGGCUACCACCGUCAACACCCGCAGCGGCAGCAGGAACAAACCGCCCAUCCCAAGGCACUUUGAGAAAUUCAGGAUGCGGAUGUCUCCGGUCUCUGCCUGCCUCGCCCUGGGCCUGGCCCUCAUCUUUGGUGAAGGGUCUGCCUCCUACCAGCACCAGUCUCCAGCGGCCAGCCUGGCCACAGACUUUGGAGUGAAGGUGUUUCAGCAGGUGGUGCAGGCCUCCAAGGACCGCAACGUGGUUUUCUCACCCUAUGGGGUGGCCUCGGUCCUGGCCAUGCUGCAGCUGACCACAGGAGGAGAAACUCGACAGCAGAUCCAAGAGGCAAUGCAAUUCAAGAUUGAAGAGAAGGGCAUGGCCCCUGCCCUCCACCGACUGUACAAGGAGCUCAUGGGGCCGUGGAACAAGGAUGAGAUCAGCACAGCCGACGCCAUCUUCGUGCAGCGGGACCUAGAGCUGGUCCGCGGUUUCAUGCCCAACUUCUUCAGGCUGUUUCACACCACGGUCAAGCAGGUUGACUUCUCUGAAGUGGAGAGAGCCAGGUUCAUCGUCAACGACUGGGUGAAAAGACACACAAAAGGCAUGAUCAGCGACUUACUUGGUGAGGGGGCUGUGGACUGGCUGACGCGCCUGGUCCUGGUAAAUGCCCUCUACUUCAACGGCCAGUGGAAGAUGCCCUUCCUGGAGUCGAGCACCCACCACCGCCUCUUCCACAAGUCCGACGGCAGCACCGUCUCUGUGCCCAUGAUGGCUCAGACCAACAAGUUCAACUACACUGAGUUUACCACCCCCGACGGCCAUUACUACGACAUCCUGGAAUUGCCCUACCACGGGAACACUCUCAGCAUGCUCAUUGCUGCCCCCUAUGAGAAAGAGGUGCCGCUCUCUGCCCUCACCAGCAUUCUGGACGCUGAGCUCAUCAGCCAGUGGAAAGGGAAUAUGACCAGACUGACCCGCCUCCUGGUUCUGCCCAAGUUCUCCCUGGAGACCGAAAUCGACCUCAGGAGGCCGCUGGAGAACUUGGGAAUGACUGACAUGUUCAGGCCGAGCCAGGCGGACUUCUCCAGUCUUUCAGAUCAAGAGUUUCUGUACGUGUCGCAGGCGCUGCAGAAAGUGAAGAUCGAGGUGAAUGAGAGCGGCACGCUGGCGUCCUCCUCCACAGCCGUUAUAGUCUCAGCCCGAAUGGCCCCCGAGGAGGUCAUCAUGGACAGACCCUUCCUCUUCGUGGUGCGGCACAACCCCACAGGAACUGUCCUGUUCAUGGGCCAAGUGAUGGAACCCUGACCAUGGGGAAGACAGCCCUCAUCUGGGACAGACUAGAGAUGUCCAAGAGGAAGAAAGUCUGGAGCAAAGAAUUAUUAAUUCAUUUUUCUGGAAAAAGAGAAGAUAUUUAUUUAUUUUUUUUUCCAUGGUAAAUUCUUUCAAAUUUGCCUCUUAGACCUAACUUUGGGCUCUCUCAGGAGGGGCAAAGAGGACCUUUGAGUUAAACCCUCCAGUGGAGACCCUGGGAGAGACUGGGAGGCAUCACACCCAGCUGGCCUCCCAACUGGACUGCAGGACUCCCAGGACCGCUGGCCCAGCUGCUUCUGCCCAUCGCUCUGCCAGGUCAGGUCUUGGGUCCCGGAUCCCACCGAGGCCCUGGUAGGAUGGCACCACAAGUCUUACACGAAGGAGCUUUUGUGUGCUCGCUAGAAAUGUGUGUUCCGGUCACGUUGCCGUCACUCUUCCACUGUCCGCCACUGCUGAGAAGGCUGGCAGCAGGCCCGAGAAGGC